This is a messenger RNA of Lytechinus variegatus (green sea urchin), 3544 nucleotides long. Its product is annotated as transcription factor Sp4-like. Gene Ontology annotation, biological process: regulation of transcription by RNA polymerase II. The record is from RefSeq and is a predicted model, not a curated record. Gene Ontology annotation, molecular function: RNA polymerase II cis-regulatory region sequence-specific DNA binding; DNA-binding transcription factor activity, RNA polymerase II-specific. NCBI's taxonomy places the organism in Eukaryota, Metazoa, Echinodermata, Echinoidea, Temnopleuroida, Toxopneustidae. Bases 233 to 2797 code for a protein of 854 amino acids. The transcript is spliced from 5 exons.
AUUCUGUGUGUGGAUGAGUGUGCUUCGCGAAAUCGAGUGAUCACAUCGCUGAUGAAGAUUUUACGCCGCCUCUUUGCGGCGCGGCAGUGCCUGUGAUCUGUAUACAUUGUACGUGUGUGUGUGUGUGUAUUUGUGUGUUCGUAGUUUUCGUGUGAAGUAAAUUGAUGUGUGCGAUUCUGGACAGCAAAAACACUGUGCCAGGAAGUUACAAAGGGUGGAGAUAUCGCCUAAAAUGGCAAAAAAAUCGUCUAAAAAAGGACAAGGAAGUUAUAUUCAACCCUCAAGUAUGUCUCAGGAGACUCAGCCAUCCCCUCUUGCUCUCCUCGCCGCUACCUGUAGUAAGAUCGGUACACCUGCUGAUGGACAGGCCGGUGCUAUCAACCAAGGGCAAACUGUGACAGUCUUGGGACAAAACCAGGGGCAAGCAGUCCAAAUUCCCGGGGGUAUAAUCAAUGCAGCAAAUGCUCAGCAGAUACAACAGGCACUCGGCCUUCCCCCUGGAUUUCCAAUUCAACUUGCCACAGUGGCGCAGCAAGGUACUUCAGCUGGGGGCCCGAUGUACAUUGAGGUUGCUGGAGGUUCAACAAACAUUCCGGCUUCAUCUGUUACUAGUGCAGGAGCCACUCCAACUAAAACUCUCAAUGCAGCUAAUAUCUUAAAUCUGAACCAGCAACAGGGUUCAACGACAGGUGGACAGCAGAUUGUUACAAACGGGAAUGUACAGUAUAGUAUUGUUCCACAAUUGCAAAUUGAUCAGGAUGGGAAUCUGAUUACGACUCAUGUUGCUACCCCAGUAAGUUCAAGCCAAGCCCACCCUCAACCUCAGCCAGCCCAAACGGUUGUAAAACAAUCGCAAGCUGCAACGUCCCGAUCGACGAAUGUGGCUGGAAGCAAUGUUGCACAGAUUGCUAUGUCAGGGGUACAGUUUGGACAGAUUAUUCAGGCAGUUGCGCCACAACCAGCACCAACUCAGCAACCCUUCGUCCUUGGGCCUGGCUCUCAAACCAUCACCCUGCAGCUUGCUCCGAAUACGGUCAUGUCGAAUGCCACUUCACAAGAUCAAACUGUUGUCACGCCCGUUUACAACAUCAUCAGCUCCACCCCGCAACAGGGCAACUCGGACAACACAGCCCAAACUUCACAACUUCAGAUUCAAGAGCAGCUUCAAACUGCCCAAAUCAUCUCAAACAGUGGUCAAACUCAAGGAGCAAAUACAGGCAACAGUAACCAGGCAACUUUUGUGCAACUUCCAGGUAAACCAGGACAAGUUUUAUUGCAGCAACCAACAGGACAGGUACAACAAUUACAAGUUAGUGGCCUCCAGAUACCAAAUACCAAUGUCCAGACUGCACAGAUCAGACAGCAAAGUGGCAAGGUUGUGGCAUCAGUUGUCCCACAACAGGUACAGCAAGUGCAGCAACAACAGCAGCAGCAAUCAACAACAUCACAAGUUGUCUCACAGACAGUUCAACAGCAGCCACAGGCACAAGUCAUACAGAUCCAUCAACCUAUCCAAGGGCAAGCGGGUACGUCGGUACAGCCGACUCAAAUCUCAUUACAGCAACAACCCGGAACUGGUUACUACACCAUACAACAGCCCCAACAAGCCCAAGCCAUAACUUUACCAGUCAAUGUUGCAGGUGGUCAGGGCUCGGUUCAAACCAUCACCUUGCCCAUUCAAGGCAACCAGCUCCAAGGUGGUGGCAGCAUCACGAUACCCCAGAACAUCCUGCAAAGCAUUCAGCAACUCAACGGCAAUGGCGGACAGAUCGUGCAAAGUCCAAUUGUGCUGAAGACACCACAACAAACCCAGGUACAGACCGUCCAUCUGCAACAUGGCGGUGCCUCGGUUGCAGCUACAAACUCCUCCAGUGGCCAGGUUCAGCAACAAGUCAUCGCCACAGAUGUUACUUCGGCAAUAUCAUCGGCUAACAACAGUACCAUUGCAGGCCUUCCUAAUUACAACGUCCAUCUGGCACCUCUCAGCCCUGGACCGGGACCCGCUGGAAGCUCUGCAUCUGUGAAUACAUCAGUGGCAGUAACCCAGCAACAAAUGACCCAACAACAACAACAACAGCAGCAACAGAUGAGCCAGGCAUUGGUCAUCAAGGCAGAGAAGCAACAGCAGCCUCAAUGGCAGGGGGUGAUCCAGACAGACGCAUCGGGUGCCCAAGGCACGGUGACAACCAUCUCCACGAACGGUACCAACUACCCACCUACCAUGGCCAGUUACGAGCUUCAGAUUGCAGAACAGAACCCAGUCCCAGUGCCCAAAGAUCCCCCAAAGAAGGUCAGGAGAUUGGCCUGUACCUGCCCAAACUGCAAGGAUGGUGAAGGAAGGAAUUCUGAAAAGGGUAAAAAGCAGCAUAUCUGUCACAUCCCUGAUUGUGGUAAGGUCUAUGGCAAGACAUCACAUCUAAGGGCACACUUACGAUGGCAUACCGGUGAGAGACCGUUUGUCUGUGAUUGGCUCUUCUGUGGAAAGCGUUUCACACGCUCUGAUGAGCUCCAGAGACAUAGACGCACACAUACAGGCGAGAAGAAAUUUGAGUGUGGCAGCUGUGGGAAGAAGUUCAUGCGAAGCGAUCAUCUGGCCAAACACCAACGCACUCACAUCAGAAAACCAGGGACAGUCAGUAUGAAGGUACAAUCUGGGAGUGGUGACGCACCCCUCCAGGUGGACCUUGCGCAGGGUGUUCAGGAAUUCGAAGAGGAGCUAGAGGAAGUCAAUCAAGAUUCUCAGGGUGAUGUUGUGGUGCAAGGAGCAACGGUCCAAGAGGUUGUGUACGUACAGUGAUUGUAAGGGGUGUCUGGGAGUUGUGUUAACUCCUUCAGGUGGACCUUGCACAGUCUGUGCUGGACUUUGAGUAGGAGCUGCAGGAAGUUGCUCGAGAUCCUCAGGCUGGGGGGAUGUCCAGAGAACAACAGUCCAAGAGGUUGUGUAUGUAGUGUGAUUGUAUGGGGUGUCUGGGAGUUGUGUUAUCUUCUUGUGGUGGGCCUUGCACAGUCUGUGCAGGACUCUGAGAAGCUGGAGGAAGUUGCCUGAGAUCCUGAGGACGAGGUUGUGGUCCGGAGAGCAGCUGUUCAAGAGGUUGUAUAUGGACAGUGAAUGUGAGGGGUGUCUGGAAUUUGGGUUUCCCCCUAUCCAUUCUGAUGGACAUUGCAUAGGAGUUUUCGAAAGAAGUAGAGGAAAGUGAAAAAUCCCAAGCAUAAGGUAUGCUCCAUGAAAGUAAAUUGAGCUAAAUCAUUCCUAAUUGAGAUCUGAUGUAACAAAUAAAAAAAAAGAAGCUUUCACAAGCUGCAGCUUAUGUGACAAAAUAAAGGAGAGGUAGCCUAUAAUCUAGGCUGCUUCUGCAACCAGUACCUUUGCGUUUACAAGUCUGAUGCUGCGUCGCAAAGCGAUGCAGCAAAAGUACAUGUACAAACAGUGAUUGCUGAGCAGCCAGUGCCUACCAGUGCCUAUACACUCCCCUCUUGCUAAUAGUUAUAUUUUUUAUUGAGGAGUGUCGCUCUCAGUAUUUCGUACAGUAAAUCACAUUGCAUC